UAUUAUGAGUGCUGCAUUAAAUCAUUAUUUAGGCCCAUAAGCCGUUGACUGUAUAUUACUUGCAAGAACCUUUCUGCCCCGAUAUUGUCACCGGCUUUUGUUGUAGUGGUCGUGGUGGUGUAUAUAAUUCUAGCGACUCUGCAAUUUCUGAUGCUCCAUACAGAAUGAACGGGGCAGAUCGCCGCAAUGAAACUAAAGAUCCGAGUGAAUCUAGCUCAUCCCCUGAGGAGAAUCGAAGUCUUGCAUCUGCGUCUGAGAAUUAUAAAGAUAUUGGGCUGAGGCAAUAUUCAUAUGAUCAACUAGCAGAGGCAACUCAUCGUUUCUCCAACAACUACCUACUUGGCGAGGGUGGUUUUGGUCAAGUUUAUGAGGGAUCCCUAGAUGGUACAACCCGUGCUAUUAAGAAACUUAAAAAUCUUGUUGAUGAACAGUCGGAAGAAAAUUUUGAGAAAGAGAUCAUGAUCAUUAGCAAGCUCAGUCACAAAAAUCUUGUUCAGCUGAUUGGUUACUGCAUUGAAGAUGCAAAUAGAUUGCUUGUUUUUGAGUAUUUUCCCAAUAAGUCCUUGAGAUCUAAAUUACAUGGAAGAGAGAUUUUGGACUGGCAAAAAAGAAUGAAGAUUGCCAUAGGCUCUGCAAGAGGAUUGAGAUACCUGCAUGAAGAAUGUGAACCUAGAAUCAUACAUCUAGAUAUUAAACCAGAUAACAUUCUUCUUGAUAAUGAAUUUGAACCAAAGGUUGCAGAUUUUGGACUUGCCCUAUAUUUUUCGGAUGCUGCUACUCACGUCUCCAAAACAACAAAUAAGGGAACCCAAGUUUAUGCAGAUCCAAUGACAACAAAAGUUGGAAAGUAUUCUGAUAAGUCAGAUAUCUACUCUUUUGGUGUUAUGCUUUUAGAGCUAAUUACAGGGAGAAAACCCAUGAAUGAGAGAAAAUCCAUGGAUAAAAGCAGCGACAUUAUUGGUUGGGCAAAUCCUCGAAUUAAAAAAGCUUUGACCGGAGAAUAUACAGAUUUUGUAGAUCUCAAAUUGUCAACAUUUAACUAUGAAGAAAUGCAUCGAAUGAUUUCUUGUGCUAAAGCUUGUAUAAAUAAAUCUCCAAAUUUUCGUCCAUCAAUGAAAAAGGUACUUCUAGCUCUUGAAGGGAAUUUGCCUCUAGAGAAUUUAUGCGAUGAGAAAAACGACAACAAGUGGCGAUGGCCGCGUGCUGCAUAUGAAGCACACACGGAAGAAAUCUCGCCGGCACCCAUGGGUGGCUCUUUCUUGACCGGGUUGUUCAAUAGGAUGAGAAACGCUAAUCGCCAACCCAAAGGAGUAAAAAAAGAAGAGGAAGGAGCUAUUCCAACGCAAGCAACUAAUGUCGACGACACGCAGGAAGGUAUCAUUUACAACGAAAAUUUAGGUGUUGUGAGGUAUACUUUUGAAGCACUAGCAAACGCAACUGAUGAUUUCAAAAUCAAUAACCGCGUUGGUAUGGGUUCUUCUGGUGAAAUUUAUAAGGGAACACUUCCAAAUGGUAAAGUCGUUGCAAUUAAGAAGCUUAGACGUCAUUUUGAUAUGGAUAGAGAGGAAAUUGCGCAACUUCAAUUUGAAAAUGAGGUUAAAAGUUUUAGCCGCAUCCGUCACCGGAAUAUUGUGAAGUUGGUAGGGUAUUGCGGUGAUAAAGCUGAUAGAUUGCUUGUUUAUGAGUUUGUUUCCAACAAUUCGUUGGAAGUUAAUUUACAUGGGAAGGUAAAAAAUACUAUCAUUUGGUCAAUCAGAAUGAAAAUUGCCUUGGGUAUCGCAAAAGGAUUGGCAUAUUUGCACGAGGACUGUGCACCCAGACUCAUUCAUCGAGAUAUUAAAAAUAGUAAUAUUUUUCUAGAUGAUAAUUUUGAUCCAAAGAUCGGAGAUUUUGGAAUUUCCAAAGAUUUUGCAGAUUAUGCUACUCAUGUUUCCACUGAACCAAGGGGAACUUAUGGUUAUGCCCCUCCUGAGUAUUUCAAAAUUGGCGAAAGUAGGAAUCUUACUGAUAAGUCCGACGUCUUUUCCUUCGGCAUUGUUCUUUUGGAGCUAAUUACAGGGAAAAAAGCCUGUGUUAAAAAGAAAAGCAAGCGAUAUAUUUACUUGGCUGUUUGGGCAAUGCCUCUACUCAAACAAAUUUUGGAGUCCGACAAACAAGAUUUGGGCACAGCAAAUUGUGAAAGUCUUUUUGAUUCUAAAUUAUAUAAAAAAUACAAUAAAGAUGAAAUGAUUCGGAUAAUUUAUUGUGCAACAGCUUGUAUAUAUAAACCUGUAAAGUUACGCCCACAAAUAAGCAAGAUAGUUGAAGUACUUAAAGGAAAUAUGGAACCGAAGAAUAUAUGGGUCAGAAAUGAUAACAAAUACCUAUACGAAGGGUCACCAUAUGCUCCAUUACCUUAUGAAACCUCAGACUCUUAAAGCCAAUUUGGGUUUUUUUUUUUU
Hevea brasiliensis (rubber tree) is the source of this 2441-nucleotide messenger RNA. Its product is annotated as proline-rich receptor-like protein kinase PERK2. Gene Ontology annotation, molecular function: ATP binding; protein kinase activity. The record is from RefSeq and is a predicted model, not a curated record. The transcript has 17 exons. The coding region runs from base 165 to 2417 and encodes 750 amino acids. Gene Ontology annotation, biological process: protein phosphorylation. NCBI's taxonomy places the organism in Eukaryota, Viridiplantae, Streptophyta, Magnoliopsida, Malpighiales, Euphorbiaceae.